AUGGAGACCUCCUCUGGUUUCUUCAGGCUGCUUCUGGAGCACAAAGGCUUGCUCUGUGCGGGGAACAGGCACCAACAGCUGAACACAUCAUUCUGUGGUUUUCUACAGAAACUCACCAUGUUUCUACUUUUCCAGUCAGACCCUGCUGCGAGCUCCUGCCAGAGUGAUUUUGAGGAGAUUGAGAAUCUCCUGCUGCACAACCUCCCGUCUCUGUGUUGCCGCCUGUCAGACUGGCCCUCUCGGCUCUGUGACACCCCGGGGCUCCAGCUGAGUGAAUAUAAAGGACCAAGGGCCACCCAGUACUGCAUGGUGAUAUUGCUGCACCUCGCCAUGCAGCAUGGAGACAGGUUCCUCCCGGACCAGACGGUGUUCCCCAGUGUGGUGUGGCUGCUGCACUCGGUGCAGGCGCAGGGCGACUGCGCUCCUCCUCGCCUCGUGCUCCGCUCCGCCCUCUACCUGCUGGCAGCGACACAAGACAAGAUCCCAAACCUCGAUGGGGCUCCUUUGAGCUGCAUCAGCAAGGCGCUCUCCUCCCAAAGCUUCUCCUCCCUCUACAUCCACCACCCUGCUCUCCUCCACUUCAUCUAUCGAUAUCCCGAUCUAGUGGAGAAAUUCGGGUCGCUGGUCCUGGAGCUUUGGUUGACCAAGCAGACUCAGCACACAGAUGCAGAGCAGAGCAUGGAGACAGGAGAGCAGAGAGAAAGCGGUGCGGAGGAGGAUAAGGAGCCGGACACAGAAACACGGGAGCUGCUGACUCUGAUAGAGAAACACCCAGCUGUCCUGCUGACCCUCCUGGACAUGGUCUGCAGCAGAGAGCCCCCCCUGGCAGGCAGAGCUCUGGGAGUGCUGGAAGUCCUUCUGCGAGCUCAGAGAGACUUUGAGUCUGACUUGUGUUUCAGUCUGAGGCCGGCCGUGCUGCAGGCGCUGCAGAGACACAGUGUGGAGAGCAUGGGAAAUGGACUCAGCCAGGGACACGCUGCACAGGUGAACUCGCUCCCUCUGCUGCUGAAGCUGCUCUGCGUGAUGGAGACCAGCGACCCGCCUUCAUCCUCCUCCGACAGCAGCAAGAUGGACGGCGUGCACUUCAAGCUGCUGUAUCACGUGAGUAAUUUAGCAGGGAGGCUGAAGCCCAGCGACACAGAGAGCCUGCUUCCCGCUCUCAACUUCCUGUACUGCUGCCUGAGCCUGUCCCCGGCACACUGCACCGACAGAGGGAGAGGAUGA
This is a messenger RNA of Gymnodraco acuticeps, 1224 nucleotides long. Its product is annotated as meiosis inhibitor protein 1-like. The record is from RefSeq and is a predicted model, not a curated record. Gene Ontology annotation, biological process: meiosis I. The transcript has 11 exons. The coding region runs from base 1 to 1224 and encodes 407 amino acids. NCBI's taxonomy places the organism in Eukaryota, Metazoa, Chordata, Actinopteri, Perciformes, Bathydraconidae.